AUGGAAAAUGUUAACAAGGCGGACGAUAAUCCUUUUGUUGAAUGUCCAGCAAUAAGUGAAAAUUCCGCUUGUCCAUGCUAUAAAUUUGAAGAUGGUUUGUUCCUAGAAUGUCCCGGAGUCACCAGCUUAUUACUGAAAACAAAUCUUCAACAUAUUCAGUCACCCAUUCAGUCGCUUUCAAUUUAUGAUUUCGAUCGAACAAUAACGACAUUAACCAGUGAUUUAUUCAGUUCAUCAUCGGAAAGUGGAUUACAUAUUAAACAUCUACAGUUCUCAAACUCUAACCUUCAGACAUUGAAGGAAAACAGUUUAGUUAAUUUAAAAGAGUCGCUUGAAAGCUUGAGCAUUGUAAAUGGAAAGUUAGGAAACGUCCCAACAAAAGCUCUUUCACAGUUGCAGAAACUUAUAGUUCUGGACUUUGAAGCGAAUGAGAUAGCAGAGUUGUAUGAUAAUAGUUUCUAUGGGAUUCAUUUAGUUAAACUACAUUUAAAAGGAAAUGCGAUAGAAGAUUUACCUGAAAUGACAUUUUCCGGACUUGAAGAGUCAUUGGCUGAGAUUGAUUUAUCGGAGAAUAAAUUAACAUCAUUUCCAAUUGUUCCUUUAAUUAAAAUGGAGAAUUUACGCAUAGCAAGCACAUGUUUCUUUUCACUUCGUGAACUUCAAUCACUUGACAUUAGUCACAAUGACAUCAUUGAAGUAGAUCCUUUGAUAUUUGAGUUCAACAAGCACCUUCGAAUCAUCGACAUGAGUCACAACCAUAUUCACUACAUCAGUGGAGUUUUCUCAAACCUUCCUGAACUCGAAGAGGUGUUGUUGAGUGAAAAUAAUAUCCUUGAACUAGGAAAUAACUGCUUUUCAAACUCGAGUAGUAUCAAAGUGAUUUAUUUGGAGAACAAUUCAAUUCAACGUCUCGACUUCUACGUUUUCCACUCGCUUGGGAAUCUCGAUCAACUUUAUUUAAGUAACAACUACAUCAAGAAACUUCCAUCUACGAUUUUUGAGUACAAUCGUAAGCUCACAUCACUGACGUUAGAUAAUAACUUGUUAAAAGUUUUAGAUGACAGUGUCUUCAGUAAUCUGAUAAAUUUACGAGAAAUUCGAUUAAAGGAUAAUCUCAUCGAGCGCAUCGACAACCGACUUUUUGCUAACUCCAGGAAUUUAAUGGAGCUUUAUCUACAAAAUAAUCGGAUUAAGACAAUUGAAACAGAAGCCUUUCGACAAUGUCACCGUUUGAAAUAUGUUGACAUUCGUCACAAUGAGUUGGUUGACGUUGAAAAUAUUUUUAACACAAACUCUUCGCUGUUAUCGGUGCAGUUGAAUAGCAAUCUAAUUAAAUUCAUCAACCAUAAGAUAUUUAAUAAUCAAUUCAAUGUGCAGGUCUUGUCGUUAGAAAAUAAUUUAAUUAAAAAGCUUGAAAAGGCACUUUUUACAAAUUUAUUGCAUAUUGAACGUUUAUAUUUGAAGAACAACAGCAUUUACCAGAUUCCUGAUAAUGCUUUUGAUAAAAUGCUAACAUUAAAACAUUUAGAUUUGAGUAUAAACGAGUUGAUGACUGUCAACCAGAAUCUUUUUGCAAAGCUCGUGAGACUUGAAGAGCUGCACUUGAGCCAAAACCUUAUCCAUUCGAUUGAAUCGAAUUCGUUUGAAAAGUUGAAGAACUUGAAGACAUUGGAUUUGUCUGAAAACAAUAUUCAUUCGUUGCAUAAGGAUUUGUUUGUUGAUCCACUGCCAUCACUUUACUAUUUGAACUUGAGACGAACGAAUCUAUCAAAAAUCGAGCCUAGUGUCUUUAAAGGUCUCACAAAUCUCAAUGAAUUGAAUCUUGACGAGAAUUUCUUGCACUCUUGGGACAUUAGACAAAUUGACAUUCCAAGCUUACGAGUGAUGAGAAUAUCUUCAAACAAUUUCAGUGUGUCAGCAAUUAAAGAGAAUAUGUUUGAUAAAUUGCCAUCAUUACAAACAUUAAUUAUGGUUGAUUGUGGAAUUACACAACUACCCGACACCCUUUUCGUUCGAAACACAAACCUCGUACGAAUCGACUUAAGUCGCAAUCAACUUCGUGUGAUAAAUCGUAAUCUCUUUAGCCGAUUGAAUGUGUUUAAAGAGCUUAACUUAAAUAAGAACGUUAUUAAUGAUUUUCCACACAUGGCGCUUUCGAACAUCUCAACGUUGGAAAUUUUAUCACUCGCCAACAAUGCUAUCAACUACAUCGAUUUUUUCAAAUUGAAUGGAUUACCAAACUUGAGGCAGUUGGAUUUAAGCGAAAAUCUGAUAACAUCAAUCAGUGGCUUUAACACAGCACAUUUACCACAUUUGGACAUGAUCGAUUUGAGUGGAAAUUCAUUGUUUUCAUUGCCGAGUAAUUUCUUCCAACACUCAAUAAGCCUUCAACGCAUCGAUUUAGCAUUCAAUCGUUUCAUGCAGAUUCCAUCGACUGCAUUGUCAAAGAACUCUUUGGCUCGUUUGGCAUGGCUGAAUUUGACCGGAAAUCCGCUGGAGAAAAUCUAUGCAGGCGGCAUUCAAGACGAAAAAUAUCCAUAUUUAACUGAGCUUCAUAUUCGCCAGACAAACUUAUCGAUUUUAACCAGCAAAGACUUUGAAAUGUUCCCAGCACUACAGAAUUUGUAUCUCACACAAAAUCAUAUCAAUCGAAUAUCGCCGGGAGCAUUUAUAACAUUGUCGACUUUGCAAAUAUUGGAUUUAAGUCAGAAUGUUAUUGAGAUGCUGCCAAAAGAACGACUACAAGGACUUUAUCAACUGACCAAGCUCAAUGUCUCAAACAAUAAUCUUCGAGAUUUGGAAGAAUUCUCUCAAGAUUUGGGCCUCUUGAAAUCAAUCGACUUAUCGUAUAAUCAAUUGAAUAUAAUCAAUAAAGAGACGUUUAGUUAUUUAUUGAGUCUGAGGGAACUUCAUCUUACAGCAAAUCGGUUGACGACCAUUCCGAUGGAUUCAUUUCGAACCCUUAGGAAGCUUGAAUUGUUGGAUAUACAAAGAAACAAUUUCGAUUCAUUGCCGCUGAAAGCUUUAAGGCCACUGGAAACACAUUUGAAGCAUUUGAGAAUUUCAGGUAACCCAAUUCACUGCUCAUGUGAAUCUCAAGAGCUUUGGGAGUGGUUGCAUGACCAUCUGAAAUGGAAGCUUCUCGAUGAGGUUACAGGCAAAAGUCAACUAAAUUGUAAUCAACCUGAGACAUUGAAGGGAAAAGAUUUCCUUAAGAUGGAACCACAAGAUUUUUGCGAUGCUCCGUUGAUUAUGAAACUCGCCAUUCAAGAUAUUCAACCUUAUUCAGUGCUGGUUUCAUGGCAAAGUCGAGAGCACUCGGGAUUGAAUGGUUAUCAAGUGAUUUACCAUUCAUUAGAAGUGCCGGAUGAGGUUCGCAGCAUGUACUUGAACAGAUCAUCAAAUUCAGCUCGUUUAAUCGCUCUUGCGUCAAACACUUUGUAUUUAAUAUGUGUUUUGGGAGUUGGCAAUUGGUUGACAUACCAAAACGACUUCAAUAAUAGCGAUAGUACAUCUCAUAAUUUAAUUGCUACUAUAACAAAUGCCCAAAACGAAGUUUACCCUGAGGCGAUUAAAGGACUGUUGACAGAGUCAAUGACUUCAAGAUGUACGCAAGUUAGGACACUUUAUGCCUUAAGUAGCAUCAUGGAAAUGGAUUCGUUGUCUAGCAAUGGAUUUUUCCACUCGUUAGUAACACGACGACUGGGAUUAAUUGUUGGAUGUUGCUUGGGGAUUUUCGUCUUUAUCAUUCUUAUCGCUGUUCUCGGUUGGCUAAAAGUGAAAAAGCGGAGAAUUGAGCAAGCCAAACGACAACAAAUGCCACAAGAAUUUCUAUCGUAUCGUUCGUAUGCCGUUGCACAAGAAGAGCAAAGUCGUGAAUUGAAUCAUUAUAACAACAAUGCAGCAUUGACGCAUCACAUGACAAAGGAGCACGCUAAAGAUAAUUUAAGUAAUAUGUCAAAUUGUCAACAUCAUCACAUGCAUAAUUCUCAUGGGCAUCCUAAUUAUAUAUCGGGAACAGUUAUGGGAACUACCACAGUACCAAUUGGUCAACCAAACCCGUAUAUGCCUUUGGUGAUGCCUAUCGGAAAAUCAAAUAAGGAAGAUAAAAUCUUCUUUUUUAUAUCGAAAAUAAAUUGA
Clunio marinus is the source of this 4140-nucleotide messenger RNA. The record is from the annotation of a GenBank genome assembly. NCBI's taxonomy places the organism in Eukaryota, Metazoa, Arthropoda, Insecta, Diptera, Chironomidae.